AUUUUUGGAAACAAAUCGAUUGUUGCUCUUACCCCAAACCCCUUCCUUCCAGCUCGUCUCGCGGCGUCGCCGUUGUUCUCCCUCCCGGCAUCACCGUUCACGAUGAGCAGAUCCGGCCAGCCUCCAGAUCUCAAGAAAUACAUGGAUAAGAAGCUUCAAAUCAAGUUGAAUGCAAAUCGGAUGGUUGUUGGAACCCUUCGUGGAUUUGAUCAGUUUAUGAAUCUAGUGGUUGAUAACACAGUGGAGGUCAAUGGCAAUGAGAAGACUGACAUAGGCAUGGUGGUGAUCAGAGGAAAUAGUGUUGUCACUGUUGAGGCUCUUGAACCAGUGGGCAAAUCAUAGGCAGUCUGGUUUCUUGGCGUUUCUUUGUUUUUCCUGCUCUUGUAUUUCACACUGCUGCCAACUAGUGCUACUAGGUGGUGGAGAUGAUAUGUAAUUGUGGAUCUAAUCUAUAGGAACUUUUGUUGAUUCUCCUUUCCCAUCUCCUCCACCCUUCUCUGUUCUGAUUUGUCCAUUCCAAUUGAGCGUAAUGCAAUAUAGGGAAAUGCUAAUGGAGCAAUGGUGAUGUUCAUUAAUACUUGUCUUAAACAUUGUUGCUAUGUUACUCUUCUGCUGCUACGGUGUUGAGCUGAUGCCAAAUUGAAAUUGAAAUUGAAUUGAGGUAGAACUUUUAUUUGUAAGUGCUAUGGUGUGUUAGAGACCUUUACUUUAUGCUGGUCUUCAAAAUUCAUUCAUGUCAUCACAGAGGCACAUUUCUGGUAUGCAAUCAAAUUCCCGGAAAUUUGGAAACUCUCUUGAUUCUUUCUCAGGGGUUUGCAUCAACAUAUAUGGAAGCUGCAGUCUGUGCAGGAUGUGUGGCCAACGGUUGAGGUUGAGUUUAAAUUUGAAAGAGUACUUUUCUCUGUAGAAAGAGAAAAGGGAUAUCAACAAGUAGCUUCACUUCUGGAAGUUUCUUUUGCACACUGUUUCUGUUGUCCCAGACAGCAGCUCCUCCCACUUUCACUUUAUUUCCGUGGGCUGCUUUUUAUCUAUUUCUAUAGACUAUGGUCCAACGGCAGCAAGGUUCUUUUCCU
Molecule: messenger RNA, 1073 nt
Organism: Rubroshorea leprosula
Lineage: Eukaryota; Viridiplantae; Streptophyta; Magnoliopsida; Malvales; Dipterocarpaceae
Source: the annotation of a GenBank genome assembly